This is a messenger RNA of Coccinella septempunctata (seven-spotted ladybird), 8482 nucleotides long. It is a transcript of the gene unc79, whose product is annotated as protein unc-79 homolog. Lineage: Eukaryota; Metazoa; Arthropoda; Insecta; Coleoptera; Coccinellidae. The record is from RefSeq and is a predicted model, not a curated record. The coding region runs from base 443 to 8350 and encodes 2635 amino acids. The transcript has 36 exons. Gene Ontology annotation, molecular function: protein binding.
ACCUAAAACACAACUUGUGAUUGCGUAAAAAUUCAUAUCAUAGCACCUAAGCACUGCGUAAUUUUUUUUAGUGUACCGCAGUUUUUCGGACUUGAGUUAUUGAAACUGUACAAAAUUUUACGUGAAUUUAUAAACAAAUUUUGGUGUAAGUUGUAUCAAAUAAGACCUGUUUCUUGAGUUUGCAUUGAUCGUUGUCGAAAAUUGUAUGUUCACCUCUACUUUCCACCAAGAGAACAAUGCUGAACUUUCUUUGAAACCUUGACGAAUUUGAUGUCGAUGUAAUUUUUUUUGGGAAUUAUUGGACCAGCUUGUGUGUGUUAAUUAAUGUUGAGUGUUUCUUGGGAGUUACUACUAAAAUCGAUAGAUGCAUAGACUUCGUUACUGAUGAAAUUCCAUCAGUUCAAUUUGAUCGGAAAUUUUUCCGAAGGCAACUGUGUAGGAUAUGAUAUUGUUGAUGUUCAGGGAAAAAGGAGCUGCCCUUAUGUUGAAGAUCCCCGCACGUUUUAAGCAAUGUGACCUCAGUGUAUCCCUUGCGUUUGAUUACUGUGACUGCAUUGUCAACAUGGGUACGCGUGCUGCUGCAUUUACAGCCAAAAUUAGAAGUCUGUAUGAUUACCAUCUCAGACUCAUGCAAGGCGUCAUGCCCCCACCAUCGGGGGUGGACAUAGCCAACACAGUGAAAUACUUCUCGCAAACGCUGUUAUCUGUUCUCAAAGACGUUACACAUUCUCCUCUUGAACUCCUCAAAAGGCCGGACAUGGACAAUUUCCGGCUCAGCCUUUUUCCAAGUUUGGACUAUAAAGGUCUUUACAACUCUCUCAUUCCACUCUUGGAAGCGGCUCCACUUAUACAAUAUGGAAUACACGCCUUUGGACAAGCUGUUCUGCAAUGCCUGGGAUGCCUACUUCCGUUCCUUGAGUCCGAUUUGAUUGACAAUCUACCUCAUUUAGCGGCAUCUGCAAUGGUUUUUUUACCUCCGAGCGUACAUCAAGACAUCAUUAAUUCUCUAUGUUUUUAUAUUCUGCCAUUCACAAUUGCUCGUCAUAACAACAGUCAUCACCUGGAAUCAAACGAAGUGAGCCUUUCCGUAUCAGCAGUUAUAAUGAUGGUCUUCCAAUAUUCUUCGAAUCCAGCGCAUCACUGUCAACUUCUCGAAUGUCUUAUGACGUUGAAACAGAACGUUCUCAAAGAUAUUCUGAGCGUUAUAGCCUACGGGACAUCUGCAGCGAGAUCACCUGCAGCCAAACUCCUUUUUUACUACUGGCCAACCUUCAAUGCGAACCUUCUCGACAGGAAAAACCUCAUCGGAAAAAUUGCAGGAGAUCCGAGUCCCUUCGUGUGCCAAAGAGAUAUGUGCCCAAAUGCUGGAAAUGCCGAAGCUGCCAAAGUUUGUUUCGACCACUGUAUAGCAAUAACUUUCGCCAGUGAUACACCCCCACCCCUUUACUUGUGUAUUGAGUGUGCCAACGAGAUCCAUAGAGAGCAUCCAAACCAGAUGUUUUUCGAUAUACUACAUCCAAUGCAACAGGUUUCGAUGGUGUGCGAAAAUAAGAACUGCCGUUCAACAGAUAAAUCUGCAAUUUCUAUUUGUUUCUCAACCGAAUGUGCCAGCUACAAUGGUAAUCAUCCGAUUAGAUAUUGUGAGCAAUGUCACAAUAAUAGACACAAUACUAAACGUGGGGGUGACCAUAUAGUACAUUUUUGCGUUCCACCUACUUGGGAUAUGGACUCAGAAAUGCAAACUUAUAUGGUGGAAGCAAUUAUAAGUUUAUUGAAAGACUCAAAGGUAGAACUAGUUGAAAACAAAGAAAACACUGAAGGUAAAAAUACAGUUCCUACAAUCGAUAACAUAACGAUUGAAGAAAGGCAGCUUCUGGGCAGAUACGGUGUAUGGUUACUUGUCGGCAGAUGCACACCAAAAGAAAACACACCAACGGAGAUAUUGGGCAGACUGCUCUCUAUGCUCUUUCACUGGUUUCAUAUGACGGCGUACUCUUAUGAUGGUAAUGUGCAGAAUGCACCCCUAUGCCAACUUUUCAUAAUGUAUCUUUUGUGCAUAGGAAAGGAAGAGAGUACACUAGAAAAAUUAAAGACUGAGAAUGUUUGUACGUGGCUCAGGGAAAUCAUCAGAACGCACAAUGAUGUUUUUGUUUCGUGUUUACUCCCUCAUCCCCCCGAUUAUGCAAGAGUUGGAGGUCAUUGGGACACUCUAUCCUCCAGAACCUCCCAUCUGAAAGAAGGUCUCAAUAGACUCUUCUGCCUUGUCCCUUACGAGGUCAUUAACCAGGAUAUAUGGGACUACGUUAUGCCUUUCUGGAUGGAAGCAAUAGUUAACGAUGUGCCUGAGAAGGAACUUCUCGAACUCCGUAUUAUUUUGAGUAAAAUUCUAGACACCGAAAUGAGUCCACUCGGAUUCGAUGAUAAAAAGAUGUAUCACUUCGUUGCGGAACGUUUCAAGAAAAACAGUGCCAAAGUGCAGGAACAGGCUCUGCAUUGGCUCCAGACACUGACCCUGCUGGAAAUCGUUAUACCACUGAAAUUGCUUUUCACAAUUUUCGAAGAUGGCGUUCUUCAUAUGAAAGAUGAAACGGAUUCAAAGGAAGAACUUUUAACGCCAUUUCAGGAAACGGAAAUGAUCGACGAAAUAGAAAGAGACAAAAAUACAGCACUUUCUGUAGCCGAAGAUGAAGAUUCGGCAAAGACGUCCAUAUCAUCGCAUAAUGAAUUAGAAAAUGACGCAGAGCACAAUUUAUCAUGUUGCAUAAUUAUGCUGGACAUACUUCUGAAACAAAUGGAGCUUCAGAAUAUAGACAAACACACAGGUCUCAAUUCUUCGCUCUGCAAAGACGUUUGCUGGUUGUUGAAGUGUAUGAUCACCACAGCUUGGAUUGGAACCCAUACUUGCAAUUCCAAAUCGGAAUGUACCCACUGCGAAUCCUGCGUUAUGUGGCACCAAUUAUCCUUGCAACUGGUCAAAUAUCUGUCUCCAAUCUACCCAGCAAGACCACCCGAUCCUCCACUCGAAGAAACAUUGGAGGACCCCACAAACAGGAAGAGUCCACCAGAGAGUGACAAGAAGGAGAAAUCCGAGGUGGUGCUAAAUAUGCCAAUGCCAGAGAUUCAUUCGAUUGGUGGAGUAUUGGUUCAUAUGCCCCACGUGUGUUCUAUAAUGACAGCUACGGUCGAAACUGUAUCUGAACAGUUGGAUUUAGCAGCAAUUAUACCAGCUGAAAAAGUUGUGUCUGCUGUUGCACGUGCGAUUACUUUAUCUGAAACUGAUGUUGCAACAGCUACCGCUCAAAUAGCCAAACCCCAACUUAUAGGUGAAAACGAUGAACCAAUCGAACAAGACUCGAGUGAUGAUUUCGAUAAUUUCUGGCAAACUUCUGUUGGAAAGUUCAAAUUCAAUUUCGAAGAUUUGCCACAACCCCUUCAAUAUAUUCAUCAACUUUUACAGGAGUUAUCGAAAGUUGAUAAACCUGAAAUAAUGUACUACAUGCUUCAGUGUUUGAAUAUUCUCAUACUACAUGGAGAUGCUUGUACGAAAGCAUCUAAAGAACACAGAGGGUUUUUUAUAUGGUGCCAGGAAAAUUCGCUAAUAAAAAACUUAUGGGAAUUGUGCAGUUCCGAAUACUCGCAUAUUUGCCAAGAAGUAGUGCCUUUACUAUUACAUUGUAUAACAUUACCAGCAGGUUCGGAUGUGUUUUGGAGACUGAUUCAGGAAGACUUUCACAGCUCUGACUGGUGUGUACGUUUCACAGCUGUCGAAAGAGUCACUGUUAUUGCCCGUUUCAUGGAUUCCACCCCUUUGCGAAAUAUUUUGCCCCUACAGGCUGCUUUAGCUAAUGCCUUUUGUUAUCUUAUCUCCAGUAUGGACGAUACUAAUAUAUAUGUAGCUCAAAGAGCAACUUUGUACCUGGGAACUAUUCACGAUUCCGCAAUAAAAUCGUUGAUUAUGUGUUUAGAAACUCAAUUCGAUACUGUAAUAAUCGAUAGACCAAUGGUACUGCAAUCAUUAUAUCAACUCCAUAAUUCCAUAAGCGAACGAAAAAUUUUGACAUGGGACUUUUUUCUGAAUCGUUUUGAUACCUUAUUUCUCGAAGCCCAAGUGAACUUAGAAAAAUCUGGUGAUAUUUCGUAUUUAAGAGAUUUAAGAAACUCGGACAUAAAUAGCGAAGCAUUCCUCCGAAAAUUACAUAGAGCACAUGAGGCCUUAUCACAAUCAGAGGGAAGUGCAACAAGUUCUGUCAAAACAUUAAGUGCAAGUUUUGGAACUAAAUGGCCAUACAAAAGGACUAUGUCAGCACCUGCAUCAAUCAUCACGAAACAGGAGAAUAAGGUUGUUUCAGAAACGAAAGAAAAGAUUUACAAUCGACAAUAUUCAGCACCGAUUUUAAAGAGGAAAAGUUCUCGUUUUGGACUCGGUCAGUUUUUAGGCACUAGUAACAGCAUUCAAGACGGUCAUAUGCAUUCCAUGAAUGUAGUAGAUGAUCAGAACAUCCUCACAUUUCUCCAAAGAGUGAUUGAUCUGGAGGAAGCGGACAAAGAAACUAUGCAUCUCCUGGUCUUCCUACUCAUGCAAUUCCUAUCGAGAUCUGACCAAGCUUAUCCAACGGAGGAAAAAUACUUGUCUAAAAUACAGGGCAUAGUUUUACGUCAUUUAUACUUACUACUGGGUUACAGUCAAAACGACAGAGGGAUUUAUUUAACGCCCCAGCGUUUGAGAAACUCCCCAGCUUUCACGGUGUUCAUUUCCAAUCUACCGCAGGUUCUUGACCAAAAUCACAUGAUGGGUAGAUUACUGAUUCCAACAUGUUUGAUCCUUCUUCAAUACGCACCUUCCCCUUAUUACAUACCGAAUACUAUCGAAUUCCAACAGCCAUCAUACAGUUUGCGAGCUUUGGAUUCUCAUUUUAGAAAGCACUGGCUGAUGUCCUUGGUCGUCAUGCUGUACAAGUAUCAAUACAAUCAACAACCCCAUUGUAUGCAGCUGAUAGCGCUGGUCAGAAUAGUUCUGAAUACUCUUGAUUCUCAACAUCAUCACUGCAGAAGAAUUGCAGCAACUAUAAUAAUGGGAGCUCCACCAACCAGAUCCAGAGAUGUUAGUCAACCAUCUUUGGGCACUGAAAACGACCAUGCUGAGAGGACCACUCCCCCAUUAUCCCCAAUGUACUCCUCCGAUGGGCAGUCUGUCCAAGUUUCCUUAGGCUCUAGGGGAUCUAAGACCCAAGUUAUAUACGCCAAACCCUAUUCAACUACUAGCAUGGAAACCCACUGGGAAGAAACGGUGCAGUGCUUACGAAACGAAAAGAAAUGGGAAAAACCCGAGAAGAAAAUAACGGAAAUAGCAGAUGAUGAUACGGAGUCAGAGCUGAUAACAAUUCCUGAGAGCGAUCAAUCUGAUAGUACCCUUCAGGGUAGUGUUCAGGAUUCUUUUGAGGAGGUUCCUGAAGAUUCGUUUGGUGAAAGAUUGUCUAAAACAUACGCAACGAUAAAAAUACAGGAUCAACUGGAAUAUAGGACACCGAAAGAGAAUAUGUUAAAUUCCCAAUCCUCAUGUAAAAGACCAACAUGGAUAAUCGGUGAGGAUUCCGACUCCCACAAAUCUUUCACAACAAAAAAUGGAAAAAAGGAAGACGAUACCGAUUCCAGUAAAGGAAGUUACAGUUGCAAUAAGGUACACACCAAGCAUGUUCAAUUGAACAAUAACCAUAAAAUAACAGAUUGCCAUAGACAGUCAUCCAAUUCAAGUGAUUCCAAUAAACAUAGUAGACCAACUCCUUUAGGAAAACAUAAAAAAGUUAUAGAGCCUAGCAUAACUCCAGUUUGCACUCCGGUAUCAGACUGUGAGGACUGCUUCAAGAAUAACCAACAGUUGCUGUCCACGCCAUCAUUGGAAAGACUGCUGCCAAUAGGAUCUUCAAGAAUUCCAGAGAAAACCUUCGUGCAGACUUUGGAGUCCCAGCUGGAAAUACCAAAUCAAGAGAGGCUCUUGCCAAUAGGGCACCACACGAAGGAUAUUUCCCAAUUGGUGGAAAAGGUACGACAAGCACUAGACCUCAACCCAAUACCUCAAAAGACUGACAAUAAAGUAGAUUCAACCGGUAAAAAACAAGCAGGGCAAGAGCCUAUUAGUUUUAUGCCUCACAGUCCUCGAAGACUGAUCAAACAGGUGGCACUUGAAAGUCCUCCUAAUCAAAUGGACCAAGAGGACGUUGCCUCACUUUAUAGAGCCAAUCGACUGGACCAGCAAAGGGAGAAUUUGAACAACCAGCGUCAAAGGAUAAGAAAAGCUGGACCAUUCACUAUGGGAUCUUACACUUUGUGCAAUCCUAGAAAACCAGGAUCUUGGUUAAGUCCACAGUUGUCACCUGGUCCUGAAGGGCAAGAUUUAAAGAGAAGUUCUUCGAGGAUGGGUGAAGAAUGUAUUGGUGAGAGAUGCCCGGAGUGUGGGGCGGUCAGGGAGGAAUACAGCGAUGAGGAAAUUGGAUUGUGUAUAGUUAUUUUAGGGACGUUCAUUCAUCGGGAGCCUACUUUAGCCGCCCCUCUACUGCCAGACAUUUUGAGCAUUGUUGGAAGAAUUGCGACUAAUCCGCUAUAUCCUUGGCAGAGUGAUAGCAAUAUCCAUUUACCAGGCGGAGCUAUCAGUGUAGCCCAUCAAUUCUUGAGAUGUGUGUUACAUCAGUUGGCUCCAAACGGUAUAUUCAUCCAAAUGUUCCAAACGAAAGCAUCGGAAAAGUUACGUAUACAAUUUUUCAAGAGCGUGAUACAAGCUCUCAUCGAUUUCAACGAACUUAAUCCAAUUGCACCCUUACAGCUUCUACUGGAAAUGAUGAAUUCCAAGAAAACACUUCCUAUAGAUACACUUCCAACAAUUCUUCAAAAUAUUUCUUUCUAUUUAAACUGUCUGCCAUUGGAGGCAGGCUUGGGUCCUAGUGCUCCAAUGUGGAGUACAGUUUUCCAGCAAUUGGAAGCAUUAUUCAGGAGGAUCUUGUUGAUACUGAAUAUUCUGGAGGACGUUUCUUCCCUAUUGAAAAUAAUGGUAUCACUGUUCAAAAUUCCACCCAUAACACAAUACAGGGGCAUCUUGGAACCUUUCUCGAAAAUAUUGAGCUAUGCCAUCCAGAACCAUCAACUCAAAUACAGUUGUUUAGUGGAGAUUUGUUACCUUUGCAACCGGGCUUUCACUAAGGAGAGAGAUAAACUAAUUUUAAGUCGAAUGGUUGUUUUCGAACUAGUGCAAGCUCUGAAAUUCAAAACAACAAUACCGGAUUCUAACCUUUUGAUGCUCAUCAAUUUGAUUCUCCAGGACAUCGGAGGUUCAAUUCCCACCAAUGUUGCAAUGAAAGACUGGAAAAACUAUGGGUUGGAUUAUAUGCCUUCGUGUACGACAGGUAUUUCAGAAUGCAUGAGGCUUCAUCUGGCAGAAAUUCUGGAGUUUCUAACAGACUUCCACACUAUAUCCAAAAUGAAGAGCUACUGCAAAGGUAUUAAUGUUGGCCUAAAUGACGAUACGAUAGGAGGCAUCAUAAAAUGCAGCGUGGCUCAGUAUUUAGCUUUGGAAAUAACAAAGGGUAAUGGAAGAGAUAACAGGGCUGUCAGUAAAUAUCUGCCAUGGUUAUACACAGCUUCAACAUCUCAACAGAGUCCUAGGGAGUUUGUAGAAUGCAUUGGGCAUAUAAGACUACUGUCAUGGAUUUUAUUAGGGUCCCUCACGCAUAGUGCUCUGCAAGGAGUGGGAGUAACAGUAAGCCAGCCUAUACCCCAGGAGGCGUCUUGUCAGAUAGCAGAUCACAUUCAAGUGAUAAUGAUUGGAUUUGCUGAACAACCUAAGGCUUCCAUACUUCACAUGUCAUCAUUAUUUCACACUUUUAUUUUGUGUCAGCUAUGGACUGUUUACUUGGAACAAGGAUUGACAAAUCAUCUACCAAGCACUGAGGCUUAUACAGUAACAAUGAACAUCCUUUUCGAUUUUUGGGCUAAAGUUACACCCUGUAUAUUGCAACUCGUCCAGCAUUCGAAGAUGUUGAGUGAAAUUGUGAGCCUACACUUCUUGAGUAUGAUAGAAGCUUUACUAGAAUGUCAAUCUACAUUUGUUGGAAAAUUAUUACCGCUGUGGACUCCCGUAUUAUGCUCGAAUCAAAUACAAUUGCCAGGACAUCUUCAAGUCAGGUUACAAUACUGUAGGAAUUCCCCACCAUCAACUCAAUCAGAAAAUAUGAACCAUCCUGAGAAAGCAAAGAUAAAUCUGAAUAAUGUCUUAUUAUUAAAAUGGCUGCAAAGACUCCAAUUCAAAAUGGGUCAAAUAGAGCUACAGUCUUCAACAGCUACCCAUUUUUAUUCCCUUUAGCUAAAAGAUGUUUUUUAUGAUUUGGUCAGAUUAAGAACGAGUUAUAGGGUAUUAAUUGAAAUUUUUAAAUUGUUACUUCAGUUGAUGUUUACUCUGAGGAUGACAUUGUUGAAAUAAAAGUUAUUUUCACAA